AUGCAUGCAAUGUUGGAGCACACGGAGCCGGAGGCGCCUGCUUUCCCUCCCGCGCCGUCACAUCCACCGCCGGCGGCCUUUUCUUCGACGUCCUCUCCUGCCGCAGCCCCCGCCGGACCACUGCUGGCGACUCGCGUUAGCGGCGCGACCCUCGGUCGGUCUGCCAGCUCGCGCAACUCAAGUAAUGACCGCCAGUCGCCUCGUGACUUGAGCGAGUUCACCGGUCGCUGGGUACAGAGCCGCACCCGCAAGGAGUAUCACGCGUUUUUAGCCGAAGUGAAUAGCCCGAGUGAGACGGCCGCAGCUGCCGCCGUGGGGCAUCACAGCCGUCCCUCGUCACGCGGCAGCAGCAUUCUGGGGGGCGUCGCAGCAGCAUCAGCUGCGGCACUUGAGGCUGGGGGCCGCCGCACACCGUCGGCGCCGGGACACGUGCCCAACAUCAGCUCCGGGCUGCGUCGCAGUGUGCCGGCUUUUCUCCAGCCCGGCGGUGGCGACAGCGUCGAGCAGCGCACGGUGCGCGCAGCCUCAUCUCGGGUGGACUUGACCACGACUGCGUCGCGUGGCCGCAAGCUACUGGAGGCUGCCCUCACGUCGCGCGGCGCCCGCCAUGCGCCCUUGCGUAGCACGUCGUUCUCCAGCCUCGCAGCACCGCCUCAGCAGCACCCGUCGGCCUCGGCGCAAGAAAGCCAAGGCGCGCCGGUAAGGGGCAAGGAGGCCGGCUCUGCUCCUGCGGAGCACAGCGCCGGGGCACGCUCGGAUAUGCGUGGUCGAUGGAGCUCUGCACCGACGCAUAGAAGCAGCGAUAACGACGGGAGCGCAGCCGCAGAUGCGUCGCUCUUGGUGCCGGGGCUGGCGACACUAUGCACCGGCAGUGCUUCGUCAGGGACCGGCAACUCUUUCUCGUCGCGGAGCGUUCAGCCGACCAUGGGCGGCAACGGAGACUCCCUCACCUGGGAUGCAACUCUGCUUUCGAACGCGCAGGCAGGCGAUCCAAAGGGCGAGAGCGCGAGUCACGACGGUCCUCAACAGGCGGACGCGCUGCUGCGAAGAGCCGACGCCGAGCACGUUAGCAGUAGCGGUCAUGCAGGCGUCGCCGCGGUCAGUUCUCAUCCUUCAGCGCCGCCGAAGAAUCCCAAUGGCCUUAUCGCGGGCGGGACGACUGUUUCGGGAGCCGAAGCGCCGGCGAACGCCCACACCCACACCCCACGUUUCGACUCGAGGGGAUCGCUGCCCAGGCCAACCGACGAGCCGCCGCAGAGUGGACUGAGUGCAGAUGACAAGAGCGCCGGUCGACAGGAGCACAGCAACGCUUUCAUGACCAGCAGCAACCACGCUGUCGCUGCUACAACACUCGUCAACCCAUUCCGUGCAAUGGCCGGGAAGAGCGGCGACGAUGCCACUGCGGGGUCGCCGCCACCACCGCCAACAGUCAGCCGGGAACAGCUAUCUUGUGAGCAGCAGCAGUGGCAACAUCCCCAGCAGCAGCCACGGCAGGGUCUGCUGCUGCAUGACGCACUGCACAGCGGGUUUCACAGCGGCGCGCCGCCCUCGGCACCGUCAUCAUCCUACCCCGGCGUGGAGGCAAACCUACCAGAGAAACUGUCACGUUCGAAGGACAUCCCCACAGCGGAAGACGCCAGCACUGCUGGCCCUCCUCUACCGCCGCUACCGCAACGACAGCAGCAGCAGCUCUUUGCCGCAGCCAGCGGCGACACGACAAUAGCAACUGGGCCCGCGACUGGCUUUACCACGCCGCGAGGGAGUGGAGCGGGCUCGGCGCCUCGAGCACCGCCGCAGAGGCAGCAGUAUCUACUGCCGCUGUCAGACUCUUCCAGCUCACAUGUGCCCCCCAACAUGAGCCGCGGCCUCUACGUGGCGUCCCCCUACGUGCGCGAUGAGGAUGCGCGGGCCGUGGUCGACGAGUCGCCAAUACCACAGCGACCUCUACCCUUCGACAGCGUGCCGCCGCUGGAGGCGACACCAAUGGCGACAGCUGAGCAGGACGAGGGUGAGCUUGGCGCUACCGACAGCUGCGCUCUCGACUACACGCACGACAACGACGCCCAGGCUGUUCGUCGCUCCAUGCAGGAUGAGUUGAGCGAGGAAAGUGGCGCUGCCGGGCAGUACCAGCCGUCGCCGCCGCUGCGGAAUGGUCUUCUCGCUGCACCUCCCCUUUCACCGGCGCAGAAGAGAGGCGCUGCAAACCCUUGCAGCGCCAUCUUCACGCAAGUCCACCCUAAAGCACCACACGCGUCUCAGCAACAACCGCCGCCGCAGCCAACACACGAGCCGCAAGCGCAGGAGCAGCGCCAAGAGGGGCCGACCGCCCCCUCUGCUGAUCUCAUACCGCAGCCAUCCGGCCCUCCUCCGCCAGUGCUGCCGACGAGGACCAUCUCCAAGAGCAGCGCCUUGCCGCCGCUUCCGAACCCGGGCUUUCCGCACAGCACAAGCAUCUCUGAGAGCCCCUUCAGCAAAGACGGCACGCCAGCGCUGAAGCCCUCGCCGCGCAAGGUAGCUGACACGUGGAGUUGUCACGAUUGCCCGUCCUCGUCUAACCCUUUCCUGGAACCAGGUGAGAAUUUUCUCUUUACCCCCUCGAACGGGCUGCUGAUGGAUGCGGCGAACACCUCUGCCGACAGCACAUCAAGACAAAGGCCCCACCAAGCCGUGAUGGGCUCUCUCUGCUCAGCUCAAUCGGCGCUGGCACAGCACAAGCCGCCACCGCAUGCUCAGGUGGUGAAGGCCCCUGGCUACUUGUCCAUCUCAUCUCUGGAGCCGAACGGCGCGCCGCCGCCGCCCAAGGACGAUCCAGCGCUGCCGCUGGAGUCCAACUCUACCACCGCACCGCUGCUAAACUUCGCCGGCGACGAAGGUGCCCCCAGCACCGCCACCGCACGCAUGCCAGGUGGCGCUACGCUGGUCAACCCUUUCUCCAAGUCUGCCCAAAACUCCAACUGCUACCUGAGCGCCACAAACGUGAGUAUCAGUGGCAGCGGCGCAUUGUCGGGCGGCGCGUCGCUGACAGGAUCGUUUGCCAGCGGGGCAGUGCGCAAAAAGUUACGCCGCAGCGGGGCACCGUGCUUUGCCAUCUUCGUCGGCGGCGCCACCCUACCGCCAGGGGUUCAGGGUGGCAACAGCAGCGACAGGAAAGGCUUUUCAUGCAUCGCGGCGUGUUUCAACAACUCAAACUCCUGUUCGCCGCUCAUCGCGAACAGCGCCCGGUCUCCGUUAGUACAGCCAAUCACCUCGGCUUCCUCACGAACCGGGUCGGUACGAAGCACGUCACUAAGUGGAGCUGCCCGCGCUAACACGUCGCCGGUGCCGCGCCCUCUUGGUGUAGGUACACUGGGAGGCAGCAUCGGUAUCUGUCUCAGCUUCUGUAGCGUGACGGAGGCGCUGACGGCGCGGGGGUCGAUGGUGGACCGCAAGGGGAUCCGGGGCACCGAGUACGGCCGGCGCUACGUGCGAGCCUUGACGGACGCGGUGCUGCCAUGUGCCCUGCUCGCGGAUCAGUGGGCGGCCGGGGACGAAGCGACAGGCGCGGUGGUGGCGAGGGUGAUGGACGCGCUGAAAGGCUGCGUCCCUGCCCCGCUCGGUGAGGUGUUGGAGUUGAUGCUGAUGGACUCACUGCCGCAAAAGGAUGGAGGCGGCUUUGUGUGGAAGGAGAACGGUGGCCGCCGACUCGCCGAGCUGCUUACGGCGGCGGCGCAGGCUGACGCUCGCACGCGCGCGGCGACCGCUCGUAGCAGGAGCGCCGCUGUCAGUCCCGCUGCUGGCGCUGGUGGCACCAGCGCCACGGAGGCGAAUGAUGCGCUGAUGGCAAUCUCGCCGCUGAACCUGGUGGCCAGCACCGCUAGAUGCGACUCGAAGGAGCGGGCUGCCGCGCUCCGCCGGGUGGAGGAUCUGCUGUGCACGGGCCAGCGCGUGGAGGCGGUCGAGGCCGCCCUCGAGGCGCACCUCCACGCGCACGCGCUCCUGAUCUCCAUGAUGUGCCCGACCAAGGACUUGUACCUACGCAGUGUCCAGGCGGUCAUGCAGCAGGAACUUUCGGUCACGUCUCCGCUCGCCCACGCCUACAGCAUGUUCAACGAGAUGCCACUCCCUCCCUUGGUCCCGCCCCCCUCGAAGGCGGACGAGGAGGAUGAGGAGGCGGCGGCGUUAGGUGAGGGGAGAAGCAUGUCGGAGGCUGCCCAGCACCAACAGCAGCAACACAAGCGGCAACAGCAGAUGUUCUUGCGCGAUCAGGAGAUGCUGCAGCAAACGUGGCGCCGCCACGCUGCGAUUUUGCUUGCGAACUUCACUCGCCACAGCGGAAACGGCCUGCUGCAGCUUGCCACGACGCUCCAACAGGUUCACCUCGUCGUGGAGGCGCAUACGUGCUUGCUGCUGCUGCACCUCACACCACUUGGUAUGGCGGGCCCGGCCCGCGCCGGUGCGGAGCCUCUUCCCCCGGCAUCCUCUCUGUCCCCGGAGGAUGUGGAGGAUCUGCUGCCGCGUCCCGAUCAGCGACAGGUCAUGGAGGAGAUACGGCGGCGCAUCGGCGUGGUCGGCGGCACGUACCACCCCACGCAGGGAUGCCGUGCAAGCUUCCUGACGCCUGUCACGACGCUGCUCACGCAGCUGGUGCAGCUAGUGAGCGCGCGGCUCGACGCGCGGGCACCUCCACUGUCACCCCCCGAGUCAGCUGAGCCGCCAGUGCCGUUUCACGGACUACCACAUGGCCAGCCUCGGAGCGACGUUGGGUACCGCAUGAUGCAGGUGCUGUGGCUGCGCGAGUUGGGACUCGGCAAGGAGUCUGCGCAAGCACUGCACGCAUUGCUGCAGCGCAUGCCCCCACCCCUGGCCUUCUCUCUGCGUGUGCCGCCGCGCACACUCAAUGAGCUCGUCUACCUCUUUGGUGGCGUGCCGCCGUCGUCGCCGCAGCAGCCACCGGAUGCUCUAGACGGCGCUGCUGUUGCAGCGAGGGGUGAGUCGGUCCCUGAGAGCGAGGCCACCACGCAGCAGCCCUCCCCACACGCUUCCGCCGGACUCCCAUCACACUCGCGUGAAGGGCUGCCGCAGAACACCGACGACGAGGCUGACAAGGUGCCUAGUACAAGCAGGUCAACGUUGGCGCACGCGACCUCAGAGGUGCACCACACCGGCCCGCUGCCGCCGCCAAACCCCCAGCAGCGACAGGCGCCAACACCGCAGCACCCCUCAUUGCUCAACCGCGCGUUGCUGCCAUCCUCGCCGCCUGCCACCGCCACCUCUCCGCUCACACGCGAUCGCGCGGCCGCCCUCCAGCCGCCGGAGCCGUCAGCACCACCUUCUGGCGGCAAGCCCGGCAACGCCAGCGCCAAGGCGGCACCGGCGUCAGCUGCUGGUAACCUGAAGCAGCCCGCACCGCGUCGCUCCCGCUCGCUCGAUGUGCUGCGCAACUUCUUCCGGCGCGGCAACAGCGAGGCAGCUGGCGAGCAGAAGUCGGACGAGGCGAAGCCGAUGCACCUUGAUACCGAGAAGCCACCAGCGUUCGACCCUGUGACGGGCCGGUGGCUGUUCGAGGAGACAGAGGAGGAGAAGCGGCUGCGAGAGCUCGCCAAGGCAGGCCCGCCCAAGAUGGCACCCAAGGCUGCGGGGCCGACUUCCGCACCGGCAGCUUCUGCGGCCGCAUGGGGCCCAUCCCCUUCUGAGUCGGCGCUGCUGCAGCGACCAGCACCAGGUAAACCACCUCAGCCUGGCAACGCGCAUCCUGGCCCAGGUGCUCCAGCCCCCGUUCAUGCAGGAGGGGGCAUGCCGGCACCUCGCCCAGGUGGUGGCGCCCCCGCAGUUGCGGGCCGUGACGUGCCGCCGCCAACGAUGGCUGGUCGUGGUGCCGCGCGGCCUGGUAAGCGGCCGCAGUACGUGGACAUGUUCAACACGAAUUAG
Leishmania major strain Friedlin is the source of this 5907-nucleotide messenger RNA. RefSeq lists its product as hypothetical. Gene Ontology annotation, biological process: Golgi organization; autophagy; COPII vesicle coat assembly. NCBI's taxonomy places the organism in Eukaryota, Euglenozoa, Kinetoplastea, Trypanosomatida, Trypanosomatidae. Gene Ontology annotation, cellular component: ER to Golgi transport vesicle membrane; endoplasmic reticulum exit site. The coding region runs from base 1 to 5907 and encodes 1968 amino acids. The record is from RefSeq and is a predicted model, not a curated record. The transcript has a single exon.